UAGCCUCCACCAAACGCACACUAGUGCUGUUUUGCCCCCCUCCCCUCCCCUCCCCGCCCCCGCCCCCGCCCCCGCCCCCAGCCUGGUGUAGAUCAUGCCGCCAGUAGCGGCCCUGACUGCCGAGGAAACGGUAGCUUAGGAUAGUUGGCUGUUAAGUGACACUGAUUCUCCCCGCCCCGCCUGACCCCCGAGAAGGAGGCUCGUCCCCCGCUGCGUGAGGGGGUGGGGAAGUGGGUAGUGAAUUCGGAUCUACCUGGGAGGGGGGAGUGGAAGUUCCCGCCCCGGAGAGCGGCGAGGCGGCAGCCACAGUUGAUUAUGGAAGAUUCCCACAAGAGUACCACGUCAGAGACAGCACCUCAACCUGGUUCAGCAGUUCAGGGAGCCCACAUCUCUCAUAUUGCUCAACAGGUAUCGUCUUUAUCAGAAAGUGAGGAGUCCCAGGACUCAUCCGACAGCAUAGGCUCCUCACAGAAAGCCCACGGGAUCCUAGCACGGCGCCCAUCUUACAGAAAAAUUUUGAAAGACUUAUCUUCUGAAGAUACACGGGGCAGAAAAGGAGACGGAGAAAAUUCUGGAGUUUCUGCUGUCACUUCUAUGUCUGUUCCAACUCCCAUCUAUCAGACUAGCAGUGGACAGUACAUUGCCAUUGCCCCAAAUGGAGCCUUACAGUUGGCAAGUCCAGGCACAGAUGGACUACAGGGACUUCAGACAUUAACCAUGACAAAUUCAGGCAGUACUCAGCAAGGUACACCUAUUCUUCAGUAUGCGCAGACCUCUGAUGGACAGCAGAUACUUGUGCCCAGCAAUCAGGUGAUCGUACAGACUGCAUCAGGAGAUAUGCAAACAUAUCAGAUCCGAACUACACCUUCAGCUACUUCUCUGCCACAAACUGUGGUGAUGACAUCUCCUGUGACUCUUACCUCUCAGACAACUAAGACAGAUGACCCCCAAUUGAAAAGAGAAAUAAGGUUAAUGAAAAACAGAGAAGCUGCUCGAGAAUGUCGCAGAAAGAAGAAAGAAUAUGUGAAAUGCCUGGAAAACCGAGUUGCAGUCCUGGAAAAUCAAAAUAAAACUCUAAUAGAAGAGUUAAAAACUUUGAAGGAUCUUUAUUCCAAUAAAAGUGUUUGAUUCCUAAGAAAGAAAAUAUUUUUGUGGACUUGCAUACAAAUUAAAUGGAUUUCUUAGUGGAGUUUUAUAAAUUAAAAGGUCAAAACUGAAGCUUUUUAUUUAGGCUUUUCCAACUCAAGGAUAAAUAUCUUACGCACGAUAUCUAGUGACAGAGGAGAGAGUGGAAAAUGACCUCAAGGAAGCUAUGGGCACAACUGGAAGCUUUGUAGAAAUUAAACAUAUUCAAGGAGCAAGAAAUGAACUUUCAGCAGUCUAAAUUUUCUAAAUAACCAAUAGUCGCCAAUCUAAAAUGGCAGAGAAGAUGAAAUUUGAUAAACUGAAUUUUUAAAAAAAUCAAUUUACCCUACAGGUUUGCAUUUCUCUUUGCUGAAAUUUACCUUUUUUUAGUUAUAUAUGUGUGUGUGUGUGUGUGUGUGUGUGUGUGUGUGUGUGUGUGUAUUUCUUCCAAUACUAACUUACAAAGCUAAGAGAAAACCUAGUACAUACUGAAUCUAUAAAGUAUGUGUUCUGAUUAUGUAUAUACUUGUUCUAGUGUCAAGUCUUUUUAAGUGGGUUUUUAAAAGUUUGUUUAUUGGACUUGAAUGGAUUUUUGAGACUGGGUUAAUUAUUUCUGAGGUCUUAUCCUAAAAGGCAUCUAAGGUACAUGAAUGGAGUAUGGUGAUUUUAUAACAUUUUUUAUCAGAAUGGAAAAAGAACUGUUUAAAAGUUUGAUACUUUUAAAUAGUUGGCUUUUUUGCUUACUCUGGUAAUGAUUUUCUACAAAUACAUAAUAGUUUUUUUGAUUCUAUAUUCUGUAUGCAGUUGAAUAUGCAUUACUUAUUCUGCUGUGCUUUAAUAGAAUGGAAUGUUUACAGGCCCUUAAAAUAUUAUUUUUUAAAAACCUAAAGAUGCAUACCAAAGUUUUUCUAAGAAGAUUUUAUAAUCAAUUUAAUAAUGUAAGGUUUAUCAGAUUCUAUAAUAGUAUAGUUAUUGAGGCAAUUUUAUGUUAGAGACUAUUUUGUAAUGUAGUGAAUGGUACCUUUAUAAGAAAAGCGACUGCCAAUAUAUUUUUAUAGCUGAUCUUUAUAAAUUCUGAUGUUGAGUUUUUAAUGAUUAUUUUAAAUGUUUAUAUAGUUUAGUAAAAUUUGCAUCUCAAAGUAUCAUUUUUAUAUUAUGGGACGUUUCCAGAUUGGCUAAUAUUUGCAUUGUAAAUUUUGUAUGCAGUUUAUCUAAAAUUCAAAAAUACUGUCAGUACACCAGUGUUUAACAUCUGUAUUCCAAUUUGUAUACAGUUUAAAAUUGUACUGCAGAACUAUUGUGUGCUUCUUACACAGUAUGUAUCAUAUUGUUGUCUGUGAAAUUAAAGGACAUUUGAUAGUCCACCGAAUGUCAAAUA
Molecule: messenger RNA, 2503 nt
Organism: Nomascus leucogenys (northern white-cheeked gibbon)
Lineage: Eukaryota; Metazoa; Chordata; Mammalia; Primates; Hylobatidae
Gene: ATF1
Product: activating transcription factor 1
Biological process (GO): regulation of transcription by RNA polymerase II
Cellular component (GO): ATF4-CREB1 transcription factor complex; nucleus
Molecular function (GO): DNA-binding transcription factor activity, RNA polymerase II-specific; RNA polymerase II cis-regulatory region sequence-specific DNA binding; protein binding
Source: RefSeq, a predicted model, not a curated record